Andrographis paniculata is the source of this 8051-nucleotide messenger RNA. Its product is annotated as piezo-type mechanosensitive ion channel homolog. Lineage: Eukaryota; Viridiplantae; Streptophyta; Magnoliopsida; Lamiales; Acanthaceae. The record is from RefSeq and is a predicted model, not a curated record. The coding region runs from base 74 to 7717 and encodes 2547 amino acids. The transcript is spliced from 21 exons.
UGCGGAUUCGUGAUGGUUCUUUAAUCAAUGCCGCCGAAAAGAUAAUGAGAUUGAAUUGUAGAACGUGGCGGUAAUGGCAAGCGUUUUACGCGGGUUUGUGUUGCCUACGCUGCUUUUGACAGCUGGUUUAUUAAACUGGAGUUUGAUAUCUUUCAUUAAUUUAGUGAUCUCUCUUCUCCUCCGGUAUACCUCCCAUAAAAGAGGAUUUUUAUUCAGAGAAAGGGUUCUAUCUUCAUGGAUUGUUUUCAUAUACUCAACAUUUGUGGUAAUUGUGCAAGUGAUCUUUCUUAUUGUAUGCACUACUCUGGAUUUACGACGGAGGAAUGCAGAUGCCUCAUGGAUAAAGAUAUUAGGACUUAUGAAGGUCCAAUCCUGGAGAUCACCCAAUGCUGUUUACUUCUUGUUUGUAGAAUUAUUAGUGGCAGUUGUUGCUCUCAUUGAGAUCCACAGGAACAAGUUCGGAUUAAUAGAAUUUCAAGGUUCCUUCUGGGGCUUCCAAGAUUCUUUCUGGGGACAUUUGUCAUCCAUUUCUAGAAAAAUAGGUUAUCGCCUCAGGUUUGCUUCCUGCUUAUUGCUUCCUGUUGUCCAGUUGGCAUUGGGGAUCAGCAAUCCUUCUUGGCUGUCGUUACCAUUUUUUAUUUGCAGCUGUAUUGGUCUUGUUGAUUGGUCACUAACGAGCAACUUUUUAGGUCUAUUCAGGUGGUGGAAGCUGCUUUGGGUGUAUGCUGGCUUUAGCAUUUGCCUACUUUAUGUGUAUCAGCUCCCUGUUGGGCUUCCGCAUAUGAUUCAAACAUUCUUUGGCUCAAUUGGUCUAUAUAAAGUAUCAGUUGAUUCUGACUGGCAAAAAAUUUGUUCCAGUACUUCUCUCAUGGUGUUUUAUUAUAUGCUUUCCUUUGUAAGGCGUGAUUUGGAAGAUAUGGAAUUCAUCAUGUCUUUAGGAGAAGACAGCUUAACUGAGCGACUUAUUCCCCCAAGAAGUACCAUUUUUGUUCAUCAGCUUAGGUCAGGUGUAAGGCACACAAACAUUUUAUUGAAGGGCCCAGUUUUCAGGCAUUUUAGUAUCAAUUGGUUUACUUAUGGUUUCCCGAUAUCCUUGUUCACUCUUUCAUAUUGGAGCUUCCAUUUUGCAAGUAUAUGUGCAUUUGGAUUACUUGCAUAUGUUGGAUAUGUUUUUUAUGCUUUUCCAUCCUUGUUCCAAUUGCAUCGGCUGAAUGGACUGCUGCUCGUCUUCAUUCUCUUGUGGGCCGUGAGCACAUACAUUUUCAAUGUGGUUUUGGGCUGCAUGAACUGGAAACUUGGGAAGGAUAUGGAGAUCUGGGAGAUGGUUGGAUUAUGGCACUAUCCUAUACCUGGGUUUUUCCUCCUAGCACAAUUCUGUCUUGGAAUUCUUGUAGCCCUUGGUAACCUUGUAAGCAAUUCAGUAUUUCUGUGUAUUUCAAGUGAGGAAAUGCAAGUCACUAGUGAGAAUGAAUCUGAGAAGGAGAAAGAAGAUGCUAAGGUCAUAGUGGUGGCUACUAUUGCUUGGGGGCUGCGCAAAUGUUCUCGGGCAAUCAUGCUGUUGUUAAUUUCUCUAAUUGCUUCAAAACCUGGCCUCUUUCAUGCUUCUUACAUGAUAUUCUUCUUUGCAUAUCUACUUAGCCAUAAAGUUGAAAAAAGGAUGCGCCAAUCCCUUGUUCUUCUGUGUGAGGUUCAUUUUGCCAUUUUGUACAUUCUUCAAUUUAAUCUGGUCACCAGAAAACUGGAAAGAAAGGAUUCUCUGACUUUUGGUGUGCUACAACAGUUAGGUCUCCUUAAAAGUGAUCAUUCUUGGGACUUCCAGGAAAUAGCUUUUCUGUUGUGUUUUUGUGCCAUUCAUAACCAUGGAUCUGAAAUGCUGUUCUCUUUUUCUUCAAUUGUUCAGCACACACCUUGCCCUCCAAUAGGGUUUAGCAUCCUAAGAGCUGGCUUAAACAAAUCUGUUCUGCUGUCCGUUUAUGCCACCUCCAACGUCAAUGACAAUUAUAUGAGUGGUUCGCAUGGUACUAUAAUCUUAUCCAAGGAGAGAAUGGUAUCACUAUAUCUCAAUGCAAUCGCAAGGAAGAUCUUGUCCACAUAUAGAUCAUUUGGAACCUAUAUCUCAUUUCUCACCAUUCUUAUUGCGGUGUAUCCAGUAAAGCCUAAUUACGUAUCACUUGGUUACAUUUUUUUUCUACUUUUCUGGCUCGUUGGAAGACAACUUAUUAAGAGGUCAAGACGAUGUCUUUGGUUUCCACUCAAAGCUUAUGCAAUUGCAGUUUUCGUUUUUAUAUAUAUCCUAAGUACUUUCCCCACUUUUAAGAUGUGGAUGUCUACAAAAGUUGACCUAUGCAUAUUAUCUGGUUAUGAUACUGAAGCUUCUGUGGUAGAAAAUAUUUGGGAGUCAUUGGCAGUUAUGAUUGUCAUGCAAAUAUAUAGCUAUGAAAGAAGACAGAGCGAACACUUGAAAUCUGAAGAUCCAAAUCCAUUGCAGCUGGGGAUAUUGGGGUUUGUUAAAAGGUUUUUGAUCUGGCACAGUCAAAAGAUUCUAUCUAUCACCCUGUUUUACGCAUCUUUAUCUCCGAUAAGUGCUUUUGGUUUCUUGUAUCUUCUUGGCCUGAUAUUUUGUUCGGCUUUUCCUAAAACCUCCAGAAUCCCAUCUGUACUAUUCUUAAUUUAUACUAGUUUUCUGGUAAUGCUUGAAUAUUUAUUUCAGAUGUGGGGUAGAGCGGCAAUGAUGUUUCCUGGGCAAAAGUACCAUGAUUUGUCUGUGAUACUGGGACUGCAGCUAUAUGGACCAACUUUUGUGGGUCUUGAAUCAGGCUUGAGGGCAAAAGUGCUUGUGAUAGUUGCAUGUACACUUCAGUACAGUGUGUUCCGCUGGUUGGAUCAAAUUCCUAGUUCUCUUUUGAACUUAGGUGGAUCACAGGAACCUUGUCCCUUAUUUAUUUCGGAAGAACAUAUCUCUAGAUUGGUUUCAAGUGCUGAUGGGUAUAAUAAGACUCUGUCUGAACCCCUUGAGCAGUCUGCGCAAAGGAUGGAUCAAGGCUAUUCACGGCCAUCUUUUAGGUCUCGCAUUUAUCAACUAUCUAAAAACUUAUCCUCUCACAUAAAUUAUCAUGAUGGUGGCAACCAAAAGCAGUCAUUCGAUGUAAUCUGGGGAACCACAAGGGGAAGUCACAAGUUGGAAAGAAAGAGAACUGUCGCCCUGCAACAGGAGAGAUUUGAAAUGCAGAAGAAAACGCUGAAAAUUUAUUUGAAGUUUUGGGUGGAAAACAUGUUCAACCUAUUUGGCCUUGAGAUCAACAUGAUGGCCCUGCUAGUAGCAAGUUUUGCUUUGUUAAAUGCCAUUUCCAUGCUUUAUGUUGCAUGUCUCGCUAUUUGCAUCAUGUUGCCACGUCCUACAAUUCGUAAAAUGUGGCCAAUACUAGUCUUUGUGUCUGCUGCCAUUCUUCUGUCAGAAUAUGUAGCGAUGUGGAAGAGUGUCAUGCCUGCGGAUCAGAAACUUCCAAUUGAGACCAACACACACUGCCAUGAAUGCUGGAGAAACUCAAAUAUAUAUUUCUACUACUGCAAAAAGUGUUGGUUGGGACUAAUAGUUGAUGAUUCCCGUAUGCUGAUCAGCUAUUAUGUGGUAUUCAUAUUCACAUGUUUCAAACUCCGAGCAGAUUAUGCAUGUAGUUUUUCAUGGUCAUUUACGUAUGACCAGAUGAUUUCUCAGUGCAAAGAUGAUUUUGUUUGGAGAGAUCUCUCAUUUGAAACCAAGAGCAUGUGGAGUUUUCUUGAUUAUUUGAGAGUCUAUUGCUACUGUCAUCUACUAGAUCUAGUACUUGCACUAAUUUUAAUAACAGGAACUAUGGAGUAUGACAUUCUACACCUUGGAUACUUGGGCUUUGCUCUUACAUUCUUUCGCUUGAGGCUUACCAUACUAAAAAAAAAGAAUGGGAUCUUCAAGUAUUUGCGUAUUUACAAUUUUGCUGUUAUUGUUCUCUCUUUGGGGUAUCAGUCUCCAUUUAUUGGUGAUGUUAAUGAGGGGAAGUGUGAAAAUACAAUUGAUUAUAUUUUUGCAGUGAUAGGAUUCUAUAAAUAUGAUUAUGGAUUUCGGAUUACCUCAAGAUCUGUUUUGGUAGAGAUCACAAUUUUUGUUUUGGUAUCCUGUCAAUCAUAUGUGUUUUCUUCCUCAGAGUUUGAUUAUGUAUAUCGAUACCUUGAGGCAGAACAAAUUGGAGCAAUUGUACGAGAGAAAGAGAAAAAGGCUGCUUGGAAGACUGAGCAGUUGCAGCAUCUUCGAAAAUCUGAGGAGAAAAAAUGCCAGCAUAACCAACAAGUUGAGAAGAUGAAAGCUGAGGUGCUCAACCUACAAAUUCAGCUCAGUCAUAUGAAUUCAAGUUCUGCCUGUGGCAUUGACUCACCAGCUAAUGUAUGCAUGAGAAGUGGUAGGCAUGCUUCCCUUAACAUGCAAGAAUUUGGGAAACUUGAGAAACAGGAUGCCUGUAUAAAUCCUGAUCCAGGUUUUGGUUUAAACGAAUCUCUAAAUCUCUCAAAACCAUAUCAUUCUUCCACGAGUGAAGGUGGCAAUGGUUUAUCAGCUAAUGAAAUCCUGAGAAGGAAGACUGAUGCUUCAGAUGGUAUGCAAUACUUAUGCAAUUUAGAGAAACAGGGUGGUAGUACUUCUCCUGACCCAGGUUUUGGAUCAUGUGUAUCUAGCAGUAGUAUUAGAGUAGAGCACCCAGUUAUGGCAGACUUUACGAAGCACUUGAUGGAUGCUUCUCAAGGUGAUGUUACUAAAAUUGAGGAGUAUGUAGAUGAUGAUAUUGGAGUAAACUCAUCUAACAAAUCAAAGAAAGUUAAAACUAGGUCCAGGGGAAGCCCUUUAUCUUCUGCUGUGCAAUUACUAGGUGAUGGAGUCUCCCAAGUACAGACAAUUGGAAACCUGGCAGUUAACAAUCUCGCAAACUUUUUGAAUAUUUCAUCGAAAGAUUCUGAUUUAAGUGAAACCUCAUCUCCUGAAGAUUCUGAUGACAGGGAAAGCCCAAAUGCCAUACAUGAAAAUUUGAUUCGAUCUUCCUCAGUGCACUCUGACAAGAAUAGAAUGUCUGAUUCUCCACGUUUGCAAAUUGGAUGCAUAGUACAUCACAUAUGGUCCAAAAUGCGGUCGAAUAAUGAUGUAGUGUGUUACUGCUGUUUUAUUCUCGUUUUCCUUUGGAACUUUAGUUUCCUCUCCAUGGGAUACUUGGCAGCUUUGUUCCUAUAUGCUCUCUGCGUGAAUACUGGGCCAAAUUAUGUCUUCUGGAUUAUUGUGCUUGUCUAUACAGAACUUUAUGUUCUGAGUCAAUACCUCUACCAGAUAAUGAUCCGGCAUUGUGGUUUCAGCAUCCAGUCAGACCUUCUGUUUGAGUUGGGGUUUCCAGUGAAUAGAAUACGUUCAUCUUUUGUUGUUGGUUUGCUACCUCUGUUUUUGGUUUAUUUAUUUACUCUCAUACAGUGUUCCAUAACUGCAAAAGAUGGAGAAUGGCUUUAUGGUGGUUUUCAUGAUGGAGAAGUGGGAUCAAUAAUUCCAAAAGGGGCUCACUUGGGUUUGAGCUGGAUCGAGAAACCAAAGAAGGCUAUUCAAUUAGUAGGAAAAAUGAUUGAAAUGGUAGCUCAUAGUUGUGGUAGAUAUUGGAAAUCACUGACACAAGAAGCAGAAUCUCCUCCAUACUUUGUUCAAUUGUCUAUGGAUGUCAAAGAAUGGCCUGAGCAUGGGAUUCAACCAGAGAGGAUUUGCUCUGGAAUCAAUCAGCUCCUCCAGCUUGUGCAUGAUGAGAACUGUAAGAAUGAGAAACCUAUUUGCUGUCCAUGUGCCAGUAGGAUUCAAAUUCAAAGCAUUGAAAGAAGUACAGAAAAUGCAGAUGUGGCUUUGGUUGUUUUUGAGGUGGUCUAUGCCUCUUCAACGACUGAAUGUAAAUCAUCUGAACAAUUUCUCUCACUUACUCCAGCAGCAGAUGUGGCAGAGGAGAUCCUUAGAGCAAAAUCCAUGGGCCUGGCUGAAAAAGUUGGGUUUCCAUACCAAAUAAUCUCAGUCAUUGGCGGUGGUGAAAGAGAAGUUGAUCUUUAUGCCUAUAUCUUUGGAGCUGAUUUGAUUGUUUUCUUUCUGGUUGCCAUAUUCUACCAAUCAGUGAUUAAAAAUAAUAGUGAAAUUCUGGAGUAUUAUCAGUUUGAGGAUCAAUUCCCAAAAGAGUUUGUAUUUAUUCUAAUGAUAAUAUUCUUCUUGAUUGUUGUUGAUCGCAUAAUAUAUUUAUGUUCAUUUGCUACUGGGAAGGUCAUCUUCUAUAUUUUCAACCUCUUUUUAUUCACUUAUGCUGUCAAUAAAUAUGCUGAAGGCAGGGACCCUUCCCAGCAGAAUGCUGCUGGAUUUGCCCUUCGCGCCAUAUAUCUUACUAAGGCAGUUUCUCUGGCAUUACAAGCAAUUCAAAUUCGGCACGGUGUUCCUCAUGAAAGCACCUUGUAUCGCCAGUUUCUCACCAGUGAAGUUUCUCAUGUUAAUUAUAUUGGGCACAGGUUGUAUCGUGCUUUGCCUUUUCUAUAUGAACUCCGUUGCGUCCUAGAUUGGUCUUGCACAACUACAUCACUGACUAUGUACGAUUGGCUGAAGCUGGAGGACAUAUAUGCUAGCUUGUACCUUGUUAAAUGUGACUACGUUCUGUACAGAGCAAGACAUAAACAAGGGGAGAAGCAACCAAAGAUGACUAAGUUUUGCAAUGGCAUUUGUUUGUUCUUAAUUUUAAUUUGUGUUAUUUGGGCUCCAAUGCUGAUGUACAGCAGUGGCAAUCCUACGAACAUAGCAAAUCCAAUUAAUGAUGCUAGUUUUCAGCUUGGCAUCAAGACCACUGGUGGAAGCUUGAUUUUGUACCAGACAACUCUUUGUGAAAGAAUUGCAUGGGAUCAACAAAAUGCAAAUGUUGAUCUUGAUCCCAAUCAUUAUUUGGACUUUUAUGAUGUGAGAGACAUUCAACUCAUCUGUUGCCAAGCUGAUGCGAGCAACCUUUGGAUUGUCCCUGAUGUGAUUCAGAGACACUUCCUAAGGUCUCUUAAUCGUGGCCCCAUGGACAUAAAAUUUUCUUGGGUGCUUAUGAGGGAUCGUCCAAAAGGCAAGGAAAUGGUGAAAUAUGAAAGAAGUGUUGAUGAAGAAGAUCUUCCAUUGCCUUCAGAGGUUGAAGGUGUUCUGAAUGGCUCCUUCAGAAGCUUUAGGAUUAAUAGUAUUUAUCCAAGAUUCUUUCGGGUUACUGGUUCUGGAGAAGUCAGACCUUUUGAGCAGGAGAUAAAUGAUGUAAGCGCGGAUCUCAUUUUACACCACGGUAGUCGUGAGUGGUGGUCGUUUAAUGAUAUCAGUUCAUUGGAUGCAUAUGGUUGUGGAGGCUUGUCAGGACCUACGGCCAUUAUCGUCUCAGAAGAGACACCUCAGGGAUUCCUCGGAGAGACUCUGAGCAAAUUCAGCAUCUGGGGUCUCUACAUCACAUUCGUACUCGCAGUUGGCCGAUUUAUCAGACUGCAAUGCUCUGACUUGCGGAUGAGAAUACCAUACGAAAAUCUCCCUUCAUGCGACAGGCUGCUAGCCAUCUGUGAGAACAUAUACACUGCAAGAGCAGAAGGAGAACUCAGAGUCGAAGAGGUUCUCUAUUGGAUGCUGGUGAAGAUUUACAGGUCGCCACAUAUGUUGCUCGAGUAUACAUGCCCCGACUAGUCUUUUGCCGAUGUACACAGUUGCUGUGAAUCAAGUAAUUCCCAUUACAAAGAUUGCACCCUACCAUCAGCCUUGAAGUUAGCCUCUUAACUUACUGCUGAUUUUCAUUUUUCGAUUUCUUCUGUCAUGCUUUAAAUGUUGUUAUGAAUAUGAUGAAUCCAUCUCUGGCCUACUGUAGAAAACUGAUGCAUAGUUGUGUUAUGUAUGUGUGUGUAUAUAUCAAGAAAAUGAAAAUGUUAGAAUUUAACCUUAAGCUGUCCUCUAUAUGUAAUUUUGUCUGUUUUUAUCAAUGGCAGAGAUUGAUUGAAUUGUUAAUAAAAAUGGCAUCUAGAAA